Sinocyclocheilus grahami is the source of this 452-nucleotide messenger RNA. RefSeq names its product PWWP domain-containing protein MUM1-like. Lineage: Eukaryota; Metazoa; Chordata; Actinopteri; Cypriniformes; Cyprinidae. The record is from RefSeq and is a predicted model, not a curated record.
AUGAAGAAUUUACAAUACACAGAUGUGGACACCUCUGCAGAAGUCUUCCUUCUAUGGCCCAAAGGAUAUACUCAGUGGAAAAAGGUCAAAGUGGUUUCCACUAAACCCCGUUUUCAAGUGCCUGUCUACAUUGAGAAUGAGCAGUCCCUGACAAUCCUUUAUAACUACAUGAAAGGAGUUCUUAAUAAAACCCAAACGCAGCUGACCUACAAUGAUGAGGUGGAGUUCAUUUGUGGAUGUCUCCUCCCAGAGGCCAUCAUUCAAGGCCUUUGCGAGCUGCAGGGCUUGUCUUGGCGGGAGGCUGAAGAGAUGUUCCUCAAGGGCCCCACUUAUCACUCAAGUGAAGUUGAGGAAUUUGACAGAAGAAUUGCUCAAGAAAUGAAAAAUCUCCCCAACAAGAAUCUCGAUGACUUGUAGGACCUCAUGAAAAAGAAUACAAAAAUAAAGUUUGG